CGCACUUUCCACGCCUCCGCACCCUCACGACCGACACGACCCUCUGCUCUCGCAUCCCCACCGCUCCUGACAUCCGCGCACCCGGCGCGCGCGCCCCGCAUCGGCUGGCCCGAACCACCUCCUGACGCACCGGCAGCAUGCCCAAGCGCCGCGUCUGCCCGUUCAAUUUCCAGCCGCUCGAGGUCAUCCGCCGCGAUGAGUAUGGCCCGCCGCGCUACUGGGCGCGCGCAGUAGAGCGCACGCUCAAGCCUGACGGCGUCGUGCCCGGCGGCGCCGCGGCGCUGGCAGCGGCAAGCGUGCCGCAGACAUUCGCCGUCGGUGAUGUCAUCUACCUGGGCGUCAGCUCGGGCAAGCCCGACGUCGCGGUCAUCACCCACAUCAUCGCCUGGGAGGACGACGAUCGCCUGGACUCGAACAUUCGCGGCUCGGUGCAUGUCACCGUGCGCCCGUUCGUGCGUCCGGAGCGCCUGGCACAGGCCACUGCGAAGGGCAUGACCGGACUCGUGCGCGAUAACGAGGUCUUCUACGCCCAGCGCGCUCCAGCGAGCGCACAAGCGCCAGCGCAGCCACGCCGGGCUGAGACGUCUGCCGCCGGAGCGGCCAGCGACACGGACGACGAGGAGGAAGAGGGCGGUGCAUUCACGGUGCCUGCUUCCGACAUGCUCCAGCGCGUCACGCUGCACGCGACGGAAGAGACGUAUCUCGCCGCGGCCAUUGCGUGCGGCCAGGCGACGGGCCCACGCACUGGGCCUGGCCGGCCAAAGACGAAGGGCGUGGGCCCGCCUGCGCACAUCUUCUCAGAGCUGGCUGUCGAUGCGCAGAAGGGCGUCUUCUGGGCUAUGGACUGGAACGCCGUUCAGCAGCGCGGCGCAAAGGAGGACAAGUGGGAGCUGCUGGAGGAGGAUGGCGCGCCGCUCAAGGACCCCGGCAUGCGCCCGCCGCAGCUGCGCGAGGCGGUCAAGGAGAAGCGCGGCCUCGUCGACCCGGCGGCCAAGCCGAAGCCCGCCAAGGCCACGCCGAAGCCGAAAGCGGCGAAGAAGACGCAGGCCAAGACGCCCAAGAGCGCGGCCAAGAAGACUCCAGCUGCGUCCAAGGAGACAGGCACGCCGAAGCGCAAGCCCGUGGUGCUCGCGCCCGGCACUCCAAUCCAUGCUCCAGAGUCUCUGGCGGACAUGCUGCGCGAGGCAGAGGUCGAGGAGGAUCCCUUCUGGCGAUCGCCAUCUGCUCCACGCGCGUCUCACGCCUCGACGUCUGCCGCUGCGCUCGAGCCCAUCACGCCUCGGCGGCGCAUGCCCAAGCUCAAAGCUGCACCGGCUGCAGCGGCAGAUGCCGACGCCGAGAUGCACUCGGCUUCUGGAGGCUCAGACGACGAUGAGGAGGGCUCCGUGUGGUCGGGAGGAGACGAGGCGGUCUCCGAGGACGAGGACGCCGAUACAGCUGCCACGUCCGAGGAGGAUGACGAGGACUCGAGCGAUGAAGAGUUCGUCGGUGACAUCCUCACGCGCAACCGCAAGCGCCGCGGCGGCAAGCGUGGCGGCGUGCCGCGCACACCCACAGCAAAGCGCUUCGCGAGCGCGAGCGCUGCUGGCACGCCGCGGAGCCGAGGCAUCGCGACGCCUAACCGGAGAAGCAUCCUUGACUCGCAGGCCCGCGCUGCGCCGUACCCUACGCUGCCCGCUCGCGCGCCGCAAGUCGCGAAUGUCGCAAGCGAGGAACUCUCGACUCUCACGCCGCACGCGCGGGCCCGUCGCCUGCUGCACGUCGGCGCCACGCCAUCGCAGCUGCCAUGCCGCGGCGACGAGUUCGAGGAGAUCCUCUCGCACGUCGAGGAUGCCGUCCAGGAUGGCGUCGGCGGCUGCGUGUACGUCGCCGGCGUGCCGGGCACGGGCAAGACGGCCACAGUGCGCGAGGUCGUGCGCGCGCUGACGCUGCGCGCCGACGCUGGCCUCGUGAGCCCCUUCAACUUCGUCGAGAUCAACGGCAUGAAGCUGCCCGACGCGUCGCAGGCGUACUCGCUGCUCUGGGCCGCGGUCGGCGGAGGAUCCGAGCGUGCAGCCGCCCCGAAGACGGCACUCAAGCGCCUCGCGGACCACUUUGCUGCGGGCGGCGCCGGCCGCGCCACGACCGUCGUGCUGAUGGACGAGCUUGACCAGCUGGUCACGGCGCGCCAAGACGUCGUCUACAACUUCUUCAACUGGCCCAGCAUGCGCGGCAGCCGUCUGAUCGUGCUCGCCGUGGCCAACACGAUGGACCUGCCGGAGCGCACGCUCAACGCGAAGGUCGCCAGUCGCCUCGGCAUGACGCGCAUUCCCUUCGAGCCGUACCGCAGCCAGCAGCUGGCCGAGAUUGUGCAGACGCGCCUCGGCAUGCUUCCGCCUGGCACGGCGGCGAGCGAGGAGCAGGUCGCGCGCGCCAAGGCCAUCGGCUGUGACCAGGUGAUGCACCGCGCGGCAAUCGAGUAUGCCUCCAAGCGCAUCGCCAACGUCUCGGGCGACGCUCGCCGCAUGCUCGACGUGUGCCGUCGCGGAGUGGAGCUCGUCGAGGCGCGCGCUUUGACUGCCGCUCCUGCGACCGCUGCCGAUGGCUCAGCCGCGGCUGCACCAGCCGCAGCGGCGGUGCAGCCCGCCGACAUGAUCGAGAUUCUCUCCGCUCUAGUCAAGUCUGGCAAGGUCGCACACGUGCGCGCGCUGCCGCUGCACGCCAAGAUGCUCCUCAUCUCGCUGCUCAGCGUGCUGCGCCGCUCCGGCCUGGCCGAGGCUUCCGUGGGCGACGUCUUCGCGCACCACCGCGUGCUGUGCACCAUGCACGGCGUCUCGCGCGGCGCUGGCCUGCCCGGCACUGCCUCGCACCGCGAUCCCUGGAACGCCGACGAGCUGGCCGCGCCGCUCAGCAGUCUCUGCGCCAUGGGCCUCGCCAUCGCCGUCGGCACCGGUGCAGGGCCGGGCCGCGCGGCUGUGCACGGCCGCCUCAUGCUCGCUUGUCAGGAGGACGAGGUGCGCCUCGCUCUCGAGGCGGACCAGGACGAGCGACUGCGCAAGAUGCUCUAGUUCUCACAGCGCCGUUACUCUGCGCUUUCUCUCUCUCCAUUGAUGUACUUCAUGCAUUCGCCUGCCUGGCUGCUGCGCCGGGCACGCAGCCGGGCCGCGCUCUAUUCAAUGUCACCCUCCCUUCACGCGACCG
Messenger RNA from Tilletiopsis washingtonensis, 3180 nucleotides. RefSeq names its product P-loop containing nucleoside triphosphate hydrolase protein. Gene Ontology annotation, biological process: DNA replication initiation; mitotic DNA replication checkpoint signaling. Gene Ontology annotation, cellular component: nuclear origin of replication recognition complex. Lineage: Eukaryota; Fungi; Basidiomycota; Exobasidiomycetes; Entylomatales. The coding region runs from base 138 to 3047 and encodes 969 amino acids. The transcript has 2 exons. Gene Ontology annotation, molecular function: ATP binding; DNA replication origin binding; ATP hydrolysis activity. The record is from RefSeq and is a predicted model, not a curated record.